UGCGCUCGCCCACCCGCCGCGCGCUGCCCUUCGGCCGCGCCGUCCUUGGGCCGCCCCGCCCUGCCCCGCCAUGGCGGCCCUCAUCCCGCUGCUGCUGCUGCUGUUGACCGUGACCGGGCCCGGCCAUGCCCAGCGCGACCGACCCGGCAGCAUCGCCGUGGUGGGCGGCGGGAUCGGCGGAGCGGCCACCGCGUUCUUCCUGCGGCAGAGGUUCGGGACAGGUGUGCGGCUGCACGUGCUGGAGCGCGGGGUGCUGGGAGGGCGCCUGGCGACGCUGCAGGUGGAGGGGGGCAGCUACGAGGCGGGGGGAUCCGUCCUGCACCCCCUCAACCUGCACAUGAAGCACUUCGUCAAGGAGUUGGGCCUCUCAGUUGCCCCAGUGCACAGCACCCUCAUGGGUGUUUAUAACGGGGAAGAGUUUGUGUUCGAGGAGAGCAGCUGGUAUCUCAUCAACCUCCUCAAACUACUCUGGCACUACGGGCUCAACCCCCUGCGCAUGUACAUGUGGGUGGAGGACAUACUGGACAAGUUCAUGCGGAUCUACCGCUACCAGACGCAUGAUUAUGCCUUCAGCAGUAACGAGCGCCUGCUUCACGCCCUGGGAGGGAAUGACUUCACCCAAAUGCUGAACCAAACCAUCGAUGAAGCCAUGCAGAGAGCCGGCUUCUCCCAUAAGUUCAUCAAGGAGGUAGUUUGCCCAGUCAUGAGAGUGAAUUACGGGCAAGGUGUCAACAUCAAUGCUUUUGUAGGUGCUACGUCUCUGGCAGCGGUGGAAUCCGGCCUUUGGUCCAUAAAAGGGGGGAACAAACUCGUCUGCACUGGCCUUCUCUCCUCCUCCAAAGCUGAAGUGAUCCCUGGCAUGGUUCUGUCUAUAGAGCCAAAAAUCAGACCCACACGCACAGGAGACCCGGUGAAGCUCUACCAGGUCACUUACAACACUUCAUCUGGACUAACGGCAGAUACGUACGACAUCGUCAUCAUUGCUGCUCCGCUGGGCCGCAAAAUGGCCAACAUCACCUUCAAGAAUUUUGACCCUCCUGUCCCAGAGUUCCCAAAUAAUUACCACCAGACUGUCACAACCUUAGUCCAUGGACGAUUAAAUGCCUCCUUCUUUGGUUACCAGGACCCCUCUGCCUUCAGUCUUGGUGCCAUCUUCACUACAGAGAAUCCCAAACUGUUCAUCAACAGCAUUGAGGUGGUGUCUCCCGUGGAAGACGUCAGUGCUGAAGGGAAGCUGCCCUUGCAAUCAGCCGUCUGGAAGGUGUUCUCCAAGGAGGUACUCACCAAGGAGCAGCUUCACUUGCUGUUCUCCUCCUAUGACUCUGUUACGGUGAAGACAUGGUUGGCGUAUCCCCACUACAGCCCCCCGGAAAAAUGCCCUCCCAUCAUCCUCCAUGACCGAGUCUACUACCUGAAUGGCAUUGAGCGGGCAGCGAGUGCCAUGGAGAUGAGCGCCAUUGCAGCCAAAAAUGCCGCCCUGCUUGCUUACCACCAGUGGUACGGGAUCGCUGACAGGAUUGACCAGGAAGAUUUGCACGAGAAGCUGAAAACGGAGCUUUGAGCCACAUGGAGCUGACAGCCGGAUCCUCGUGGGAGGACCUACACUACAACCUCUGGAAACGAAUCAUUUGCUGCAGCUGUUUAGCCAUAAUUAACACUAAUGAAUGAGGAACUCUGCUUUGCUCGUAAGGAAGAGACACCCAGCCAACUCAGCAAGCCAGUUGGCUACAACAGUGGUGGAAAGGCAGAGGAAACUUCCCUGAGGCAUCUAGACCUUCCUCAAGCAAGCUUCUCAAGCUACUCCUAUGCAAAAGUAGAGUUUUAAAUGCCAUAGUGACCCCAAAAGUGCCCUCCAUGGUAAAGAGUCUACUAAAUUCAGGAUCUGCGUCACUGUGAUUAACCCACAGAUGUCGCUUUCCUUCUCUGGAAGUGUUUCAGGCUGGGGGAAGAAACAAAAAAA
Cuculus canorus (common cuckoo) is the source of this 1960-nucleotide messenger RNA. It is a transcript of the gene PCYOX1, whose product is annotated as prenylcysteine oxidase 1. Gene Ontology annotation, molecular function: prenylcysteine oxidase activity. The transcript has 6 exons. Lineage: Eukaryota; Metazoa; Chordata; Aves; Cuculiformes; Cuculidae. The record is from RefSeq and is a predicted model, not a curated record. Gene Ontology annotation, biological process: prenylated protein catabolic process; prenylcysteine catabolic process. Bases 71 to 1561 code for a protein of 496 amino acids.